AGCCGAAAAAUGGCGGACGAAAAGGGGUACCUAGCCGUGUCCGGGGAGCGCAUCACGUUGCAGCGCCGCCACCACAGCGCCUCUUGCCGGGAGUUCCAGGUGCGCUGCCCGCGGCUGCAGCUGCGGUCGCUCAGCGCCGUGACGUGCUCCGUGUGGCUGGCGGCUUAUGGGCUCUUCGUCGUCAGCCAGAAUAGUAUGGUGCUCUCUGCUGCUAUAUUUAUCACACUGAUUGGCCUACUUGUCUACCUUCACUUUGUGAAAAUUGACCAGGAAUCCCUGCUGAUUGUUGGCUCACUUGGAAUACAGAUGACUUCAUCCUACGCAUCUGGCAAAGAGACUACAACCUUUAUAGAGAUGAACCAAGUAAAAGAUGUGGUCAUCAAUGAAGCCAUUUCUAUGCAAAAGGUUAUCUAUUACCUGUGCAUCCUUCUUCAAGACCCCGUGGAACCUCAUGUUGUUUCUGAGGUAGUGCCACUGUUUCAGCACUAUGUACAAAAUCCAGAGCACUGUUUUUUACGUGAUCUCAUUAGCAGCCUGGUGUCCAGGAACGCUGGAGUUCCAAGCCACGUUUAGAUUGCCUUGUAGAAGUGUACAAAAGCUGCCAAGAAAUCCUGGAGCAGAGGAAGAAAUCUUGACAUCAGCUUUUAAUGUGCGUUUUUUAUCAAUGUAGAUAAUUUGAUAUGCUGAGAAUCCCUAAAAGUAUUUGAGAAGGGAUUCAGAGGCAAGUAUGUUAAUGAACUUGGCCAUGUGGAUAACUAGACGGUAGUGGACCCAGGGAACUGAACAUUGCUAAUGCUUUCUUGGGCCAGGAUGGAACGUGCAAGUUUGGAGAAAUGUCAGGGAGAAGAAUUACUAAGCGAGGCCCCACAUCUUCUUUUGUCAACAUGAUGAUGAAAGAAACUCAAUGAUAAUCUUAUUUUCUGUCAAAAAUUAACUCUACUUAAUGACUGGAAAUCUACAAGGAAGGUUCAGCAGAAAUGGGAUGGAAGCAGGGAAACUGCCCCUUAAUAAACGUUCAUGGAAGAAUGGAAUCCAACAGUUCCAUCACGUUUUGUUUUCCAACAGCUGAAUACUUGGAUUAUGGGACCGGUCUGUCAUCAGUGUUAUGUAAUUGGUUUUAUUUUAUAUAAUUGCUUUUAAAUAAAAACUUCAACUAGUUUGUUUUA
Messenger RNA from Varanus komodoensis (Komodo dragon), 1166 nucleotides. RefSeq names its product phosphatidylinositol glycan anchor biosynthesis class H (gene PIGH). Lineage: Eukaryota; Metazoa; Chordata; Lepidosauria; Squamata; Varanidae. Gene Ontology annotation, cellular component: glycosylphosphatidylinositol-N-acetylglucosaminyltransferase (GPI-GnT) complex. Bases 10 to 573 code for a protein of 187 amino acids. The transcript is spliced from 5 exons. The record is from RefSeq and is a predicted model, not a curated record. Gene Ontology annotation, biological process: GPI anchor biosynthetic process.